Molecule: messenger RNA, 1527 nt
Organism: Botrytis fragariae
Lineage: Eukaryota; Fungi; Ascomycota; Leotiomycetes; Helotiales; Sclerotiniaceae
Product: putative peroxisomal pex24-like protein
Exons: 2
Coding region: 1-1527 (508 amino acids)
Biological process (GO): peroxisome organization
Cellular component (GO): peroxisomal membrane
Source: RefSeq, a predicted model, not a curated record
AUGGAUGAGUUUACGGCAAAUGCGUUUGCGAAUCGUGAUGAUUCUAUCCCGGUGAUAAGAUUCGAUCACACAGACGACCUUGAUGACGAUGCCGAAGAUACAAAUGGAGUAUCUAAGAGAGAGGGGGCGCGAGAAAGACUAAGAAGACACAAAUCGGAGUUGAAGGAAAAUUUCAAAAAGGCACACAGUAAAGCUUCGGAGACUUCGGCAACUGUACAAGAUAGAUUACUUGAAAAAUUACUACAACAGGUAAUACCAGUUGAAGACCUUGGCGAAAAUGGAAAAGAUGCGACUACUGCCCCUCCAAAUUUUGUUGAGAGACCUGCUUUCAACAUAACGACCAUGUCGAAUAAUUUCAGAAGAUUCAAUGCAAGAAUAGGAGUGGUUUUCGUCUUCCAAGCCAAAGUGAUACGUCUACUAAGCUGGAAACAAUGGUCGCAUACUCUCUCAUUUCUUGCAGUAUAUACUUUUGUCUGCCUAGAUCCAUAUCUUCUUACCGUUCUUCCAUUAGCGGUUCUUCUCCUCGCAAUCCUCAUACCUUCUUUCAUUGCUCGUCACCCCGCACCUCCUACAACUAUAACUACAGACUCGUUCACAUAUUCGACAACAGGCCCACCAAUAGCUCCGGCGCCAGUUGUCAAACCCGUUAAAGAGCUUUCUAAGGAUUUCUUCCGAAACAUGCGCGAUCUCCAAAACUGCAUGGAAGAUUUUUCUCGCCUCCACGACACAGUAAUUGCCCUAAUAUCUCCCUCUACAAAUUUCUCCAACGAACCACUGUCAUCUACUCUGUUUCUUUUCCUCGUAGUAACAGCAGCGUUUAUGUUCAUCGCUUCUCAUCUCAUGCCAUGGCGCUUUAUCUUCCUCACAAUAGGCUGGACCAUCACAUCUCUCGGUCAUCCAACCAUUCAACGCCAAAUGAUCACAACACAUACGACAGUCGUACAACCGCGCGCGAAACCCCUCCAAACUAGCCUCGAAACCUUCAUUUCUCAUGACAUCAUCCUCGAUUCCUCUCCCGAAACCCGCGAAGUAGAAAUCUUCGAGCUCCAAAAACUUUCCCGUGCAGGCGAGUGGGAACAUUUUGUAUUCAGCAGCUCACCUUAUGAUCCUAUGAGUAGUAUGCGAAUUGAAACUGGGCGGCCAAUCGGAUGUCGCUUUUUCGAGGAUGUAAAGAGCCCAAGAGGUUGGGAGUGGAGCGAAAAGAAAUGGGCAUUGGAUUUGUGGAGUAGGGAAUGGGUUGAAGAAAGGAUUAUUACAGGUGUAGAGGUGGAAACAGAGGGCGAAAGAUGGGUUUAUGACAUCAGGUACGAGGGGCAAGAGGAGGAUCCUGUAGGCGUGAUGGAUACGGGGAGUACUAGUAAUUUAGGAAGUAUGAGGGGGAAGAAAGGGGUACCGAUUAGUUGGGAGGAAGCGAGUGAGGUUGACGGGGCUGGUAGGAGGGGAGAAUGGAGAAGGAGAAGAUGGGUCCGAAUGGUUAAGAGAAGAUGGGAAAAUCAUGAAGCGGAGGUCGAAGAUGAGAAGAAUUAG